Messenger RNA from Radiomyces spectabilis, 1906 nucleotides. RefSeq lists its product as uncharacterized. The record is from RefSeq and is a predicted model, not a curated record. The coding region runs from base 110 to 1708 and encodes 532 amino acids. Lineage: Eukaryota; Fungi; Mucoromycota; Mucoromycetes; Mucorales; Radiomycetaceae. The transcript is spliced from 5 exons. Gene Ontology annotation, cellular component: cytoplasm.
CACCGCCAAAAUAAGGAAGAAAUACAACCUUUCAAAGAAAAAAAAAUCCCUGUAUACACACAACUAUCUUUCCUUUUUCUUUGUUCGCUUUUAUAGGAUAUCAGUCAUAAUGGGAGCCAACGCGUCCAAAGACAACGGGAAAAACGCCCAUUCUGUUCACACUCAUCAGAAGAUUCAGGACUUGAUUGACCUGGGGUCUGUACUGCCCAAUGGGCUGUAUCCAACCACUCAGCAAGAUUACGAUCCACGCAUCGUGCGAAAUCUAAUUAUUGCGAGACAAUUAGCUCCAUUCUAUAAAGGACUUCCCGAUGCUCCGGAGCCGGUCGCAGAAGAGCCACCGAAGUCUACAAAGCUUGCCGUACCGGUGCCGCAGGCAUCAUCCUCACACUCGAGUUUGGACAGCAAAAAGAGUUCCGAUACAGCCAAACUAAGCAUUGCAGGAAGACCUCGCAGUGCUUCCAGCGUCGGUCGUCCUCGUCAAAAUGUUGCCACUUUAGGUCGACCACGCAGCGUCUCUCAAAGUAAAGAAUGCCGUGGUCCUGUCGUCCCACCAAAAGAAAGACAACAGCAAUCCUACAUUGAAAAAAUGAGACAAAGGGAGAAAAUGUUGUACAAUGAUGCAGUGGAAUGCCCUAUUUGCUUUUUGUAUUAUCCUGCCAAUAUCAAUUACUCUCGUUGUUGCGAUCAACCCAUAUGUACCGAGUGUUUCGUGCAAAUCCAUCGUCCAAUCGAUACACCAGCUGUUCCCGCCACAUGUCCGUUUUGCAUGGAAGAAAAUUACGGUGUCAUUUAUGAACCACCUCCAUGGACUGAUAAAUUAGAGGCCCGCGCACGUCCACGGGCCCGAGCAGCUAGUGUGGGUGGCAAAGCGAGACAUACAACAUCCGGUAUAAGCAAUGGGGACGAACCUCGACGGAAAACAGUCAGUUACAAGGAUCCAGCCGUGGUUCUUGUAGACCAUGUGAGACCUGAUUGGAAGAAAUUGCUGGUAGCGAAUGCGCAUCCAGCCUCUCGUCGCAACUCAGCAUCAGCGGGUCAAUCUCCGAAUCGCGGGUUCUUACGAACGGGGACAGUUGGACCGUUGUUUACACGACCGGGACGGUCGGCGUCAACUGCGGCCGCUACGCAACACAGUCAGUUCCUGGCUAAUAUGCGUGAUAUGAAUAUGGACUUGGAGGAAUGGAUGGUAAUGGAAGCUAUUCGUUUGUCAUUGGCGGAACAGGAAGAACAAGAAAGACGGGCAGCCGCAGAAGCGGAAAAUGCGGAAAAUGUGGAACAGAAUCCGUCCACCUCCACCAACACGUCUCAAGAGCAACUGGCCCUUGCUAUGCCAAUUCCUACUAUCCAGUUACCAACCGACGCCAUGGCGCCCAAUACAGCGAGCGAUCAUGAACUAUCACGACGCGAAACUCGAGGAGAGGAGGAUGAUGAUGAUGAUGACGAACCCCUGGCUAUAUCAGCAAGAAUACAUGGAUUCCAACAAACGUCCAGCCACGAUCCGUUGUCUCAAGAACCUCCGCCAUCUAAUGCCUCUACCUCCUCGUCCGCCUCUUCCACUCAUGAUACCAAACCCAUUCUUUCUUCAGUGGAUUCUCCAGUUGUUACCAUUUCCGACGCCAAUCAUCAUACCAAUCCCGACACGAAAUCACCUUCUAGGGAUAAAGAGGACUCGGAUCGUGAUUCUCAGCCAACGCAUGCGGUCUGCUAAAUGAGACUGCAAAAGAAUGAUACUUUGAUAGUGCCUUCUUUUUUUUUCCUGUCUUCCUGCUUAAUUUCUUCAUGUUUUUAUGUUUGAUACCUUUGUAUAUCUGAUUUAUCUCCAUUUUCUAUCGUUUUGAUUUGGUAAAAAUUGUCCAAGCCUGCCACACUCACCAAUAAAAAGAAAAAUCACCAACAUUGAUUUCAC